Messenger RNA from Oryzias latipes (Japanese medaka), 1777 nucleotides. Its product is annotated as complement factor H-related protein 1. Lineage: Eukaryota; Metazoa; Chordata; Actinopteri; Beloniformes; Adrianichthyidae. The record is from RefSeq and is a predicted model, not a curated record.
AUCCAGCAAUCAUUAACUGGUCUCGAUCAGUAAAAGGUUCUUAGCUGUUCUUCAGUAGUGAUUGAAGUCCUGACAUGAUGAGGUUGAGUUAUUCCAGUUUUGCUCUACUGGUUUGGCUUCCAGGAAUACUCAAUGCGCAGGGAACACCAGAGUUAUGCAGUGUUCCCACACUGCUAAAUGGUUAUUUGGUCCCCAUGAAGAACUCUUACCAGCAACAUGAAAAGAUCACGUAUGCCUGUGAGAAUGGAUACAAACCUGCAGUGGAGGGCUGGUGGGCAGAAAGCGUGUGUAGAAAUGGUCAAUGGUCUCCUCAGCCACUGUGCAUUGAGAAUUCAGCCUGUACCCCGCCCAUCAUAACCAAUGUAAAAUUCAAAGAGGAUUCAAAGUCUUGGUAUAAGAAUGGUAGUAAAAAAUGGGUAACCUGCAACGAAGGGUAUAGCACCAAAAACUUUCACGCCACAGCUCUUUGUGUCAAUGGAAACUGGACAAAUGUGCCUGUAUGUGAGAAGAGCAAAGACGCAUGCACAGAGCCACCUCAAAUUGCCUACGCAGUCAUUAUUAACAAGGAACACCAGGAGGUGUUUCCUGGGGACAGUGAGGUGACAUAUCAGUGUAAAGAUGACUAUGUAACAGAAGAAGGAGCCAAAAAUAAGUCCAUCUUUUGCAUCGCUGGAAACUGGACGGAAAACCCAACAUGCAUAUACUCUCCUGAAUCUAAAGAUGGAAAUACUAAGCCUGCCUUUGUGCCAGUUGAAAAUUGUGGAGAAUUCCCCAUCGUUGAAAACGGAUUAGUUGAGAAAUCUGAAACGUUGGCUUUGAGAGUUAGAUGUCAACAAUUUUAUAAACUUUAUGGUCCUGAGAAAGUGGUGUGUUACAACAGCAACAAGUGGUCAGCAAUACCCACCUGCAAAGCCAAUUACUGUUCUGUGAACACUAAUGCCUAUUUGGACCUUAUACCUGCUGGAGUCAAAUUUAUGACAAAUGGAGAGAUAGUUGAACUGGAAUGCAAGGAUAUCUUUCUCUUUACAAACCAUCGGGUUGUCUGGUGCAAAAAUGGGAAAGCAACAGUAUCAAGAUGUUGUAACCGAUGGCAAAUAAGCACAGGUUGCUUAGACUGAAUGGAAGAGAAGAAGCCAGCGCUUUCAGGGUUUCAGGAUGGAUAGAAAACACACACAAACAUUGUGAAACUUAAAUGUCCAACAUGUUUGUAGCUUUCUGUCCUGAUUUAUGAACAAUAUUUUUGUAUUGUUGAUCCACAGCAGCAAAUCUUAAAAGUCAAACAAAUUCAAAGAAGCUGCACUUGCUUCAAUAAAAUCCUGAUUUGAGGUUUUAAUACAGAGCAAACUGAAAUGGUUGUUCUUGAUUUUCUAUUCCUUUUACUCUGUAACUGUUCCUAAUUUACAAAAAAAUGGGAAAUCAAAGAGCCUCAAAAGUUGUUCUGGUCCAAGCGUACCCUGGUCCGGGACCAGGAACUGCACUCUGACCCAUCUUUCUCAGUUCGUUUCCAAUCCGCCUGAGCUUCAAUUCACUCUGAGAUUCUUCAGUCUGAAUACAAUCUGUUCCCGGAGCGCAACAACUGAAUCAAAAUGACCACGUAAUCCAAAAUGCAGUCAGAAUGUAGCAAAUUGUGAACUUGUGUAAACCAAUGAUUGUUGUGUUAUCAAUGUUGCAAUGUUUAAUUUAACAAUAAUGCCAUAACAUCACAAAGAAGAGACACACCAACUUAUUGAAAUAUUAUUGGAUGAAUGCAGGCUCAAUAAAACAACUUUUAACUUUA